This is a messenger RNA of Telopea speciosissima, 622 nucleotides long. RefSeq lists its product as uncharacterized. The record is from RefSeq and is a predicted model, not a curated record. The transcript has 2 exons. Bases 32 to 622 code for a protein of 196 amino acids. NCBI's taxonomy places the organism in Eukaryota, Viridiplantae, Streptophyta, Magnoliopsida, Proteales, Proteaceae.
UAGGUCAUAGCUCUUGUGUCCCAAGAAGGUUAUGGAUUUGCAUGAUAGGGACUUUCCAAAAUGGUUCAAUGAGCAUAUAUUGAAACUUCGUCAAAAUAGGAUUGAGGUACCUGAGCACAUCAAAUGUCUAGCUAGAGGUCCUAACUCUGAGGCAAGAAGCUAUAUGGGAUACAUUAUUAAAGGGACCAGGUUUCAUACUAAGGUGCAUGGGAUUAAUAGAAAAACUCAGAAUAGUGGGGUCCUCAUAACUGCAUUGACCAAUAGCUUUUCAAGUCAGAAGGACAAGCAUCCUAUUGAGGGACAUGUCACUUAUUAUGGAAUUCUAAAACAAGUAAUAGAAUUGGAAUACUCGGGGGAUCUCAAAGUAAUGUUAUUUAAGUGUGAGUGGGCUCAUCCUGAGAGGGGACUGGAGAAAGAUGAGCUCUGGUUUACACUUGUAAAUUUUAUUCACUUGAAAUAUAGUGGUGAAAAUGUGAAUGAUGAGCCAUUUGUCCUUGCUGCAAAAGUGGAGCAGGUGUUUUAUGUGUCAGAUCCUCGAAGGUCAGAUUGGUACAUUGCCGUAACUACCAAGAUUAGAGAUACCUAUGACUUGGAAGGUGAGAAAAAUGAUUCUCCGAAUUAG